Messenger RNA from Laccaria bicolor S238N-H82, 1356 nucleotides. RefSeq lists its product as uncharacterized. Bases 1 to 1356 code for a protein of 451 amino acids. Lineage: Eukaryota; Fungi; Basidiomycota; Agaricomycetes; Agaricales; Hydnangiaceae. Gene Ontology annotation, cellular component: actin cortical patch. Gene Ontology annotation, biological process: actin filament bundle assembly; actin cortical patch localization. The record is from RefSeq and is a predicted model, not a curated record. The transcript has 8 exons. Gene Ontology annotation, molecular function: phosphatidylinositol binding; actin filament binding.
AUGAAACUCAACAGCCCUCUUCCUCAGACGCUCACAAAAGAGUGCACAAAGGCUGCAUCUAUAUUCCGGUCUUUCGUCGACAACGGAAACAACGGCCUUGAUGGUGUCAUUCCUCGCUACGUCCUCGAGAAUGCGAAAGGCUUCGCUAUCUUUACUAUCUUCAAAGCCGGUUUUAUCUUCUCAGCCAGAGCAGGGAGCGGAAUAGUAAUAGCAAAGCUCGAUAAUGGGUCAUGGUCUGCUCCAAGCGCCAUUGGAACUGCAGGCUUGGGAGUGGGCGGACAGGCCGGGGCUGAGAUGACCGAUUUUCUUGUUGUGCUGAACUCUCGCUCUGCUAUCAAUUCGUUUAUGGCUGCAGGCUCUCUCACUCUUGGUGGCAACAUGAGCAUUGCUCUUGGCCCACUUGGACGCAAUGGGGAAGCGACUGGUGCUUUAAAUACGAACGGAAAAGUUGCCGCCAUGUACAGCUAUUCCAAGACUCGAGGCUUAUUUGGCGGCAUCUCCAUCGAGGGGUCCGUCAUCGUGGAAAGACAAGACGCCAAUGUACAGGCUUACAAUUCACCUGUGACCGCCAGACUCCUUCUUGGGGGAGUAGUCGAACCCCCAACCUGGGCGACGCCGCUCAUCAAAACUCUCGAGGCAUGCACAGGCAUGCCUGGCGGUCGAGAGUGGGUCUACGAUGAACGGCCGCGCACCCCCGGAGGUACGUAUAUAUUCGGAGGCGUAGCUAGUCCGGGUGCUGGUCCAAGUACACCAUCCUUUCUUCGGAAGAAGAAAAAAUCCGAAAAGGACAGCUUUCCUCCUCAAUCCUGGGGGACAGCAUCAGACUCGGGAUCGUACUUUACCGACGAAAGGCCUGGUACCCAUUCCCGUAAUAUGACAUGGGACGGCCACGCCACCAUCCCCAGCACCUUUGAAACACGAUUUGAAUCGGAUUUUAGUGUGGAUCAACCUAUAUCUUCAAAAUCGAAUCCUUUUGCGAAUGGCAAUUCGUCGUCAUCUGAACCUAAGAUCACAGCUAAGCAGCGCCAUACUCCCUACUUCAAGUCGACGAGUCUCGAUUAUGCUUCUCCCCCAUACUCACCACCUUCCGAUAUUGAUCCAUUCUCCGUCCCUUCACACACGCUGUCCUACAUUAAACCGAAACCCGAACUGACGCGACCACUUUUACCACAUGAAGGCGUUGCUAAGGCCAUUGCUUUGUAUAAUUUUCGAGCAGUCGAGUCAGGAGAUUUAUCGUUUUCGAAAGGCGAUGUUAUCAUCAUCACCCAGAAGAGCGGCAGUACUGAUGAUUGGUGGAAAGGUAAACUUGGAAGCCAUGAAGGCAUUUUCCCCGCAAAUUUCGUGGAAGUUGUAUAG